GAUUGUUUCUCAUCGAUGUCAUCACUUACGGAACUCAUGGCUCAGCUGACUACUCCUCGAGAAGUCCAGGAGCAUCGCAUAGUACUUCCAUGUCUACUUUGCACGUCCGACUACCAUGAGUUUGAUAGCAAGAAACUCAUUCAGACUCAAAGCACUUCCGCAGUGUCUGAGCAGUCUUACUUCUCUGCGUCAGCAGGCAACAUGCGCAACUACAGCAACACCGUCUUUUCCUUGCGUUGAUGCCCAUGCAGCUCGUGAAUCCAAGAUAUUGGCUUCCUCCUUCUACCGUUAUUCCCAGACAGGCACGCGAGCAUCAUCAAGUGAUAGUGGUCCCGAACCUCCCUAUGCUCGCCCUAAUCCACAGUCAUAUAAUACGUACCACCAUCAGUAUCCGCUUGAAUUGACGUAUGGGUCCAUAUUACCGUCGUUUGACAUAGCCUAUGAAACCUGGGGCUCUCUCUCUCCAUCCCGGGACAACGUUAUUUUGCUUCAUACCGGUCUUUCUGCAUCUUCGCAUGCCGCCUCCACGGAGCUUAACCCGACAGAAGGCUGGUGGGAAAAAUUCAUUGGCCCAGGUCGUGCACUCGACACCAACCAGUUUUUCGUAAUCUGCACAAACGUGCUGGGAGGAUGCUAUGGCUCCACAGGUCCUUCUUCGCUCGAUCCUGAAGGUCAACGAUACGCAACUCGAUUCCCCAUCCUAUCUAUAUUUGAUAUGGUGCAGGCCCAGUUUAAGCUGCUAGAUCAUCUAGGCGUGCAGAAAUUGUAUGCCAGUGUGGGCUCAUCCAUGGGCGGGAUGCAAAGCCUUGCUGCAGGCUGGCUCUUCCCAGACCGUGUGGGAAAGAUAGUGAGCAUCAGUGGUACCGCAAGGAGCAGUCCAGGUAGCAUUGCAAUGCGUCAUGCUCAACGAAGUGUUCUCAUGGCCGAUCCGAAUUGGAAUAAUGGCUUUUACUACGAUGAUCUGCCACCUCAUACAGGGAUGAAAUUAGCUCGUCAAAUAGCGACAAUAACAUACCGCUCAGGUCCUGAAUGGGACCAACGGUUUGGAAGGAAACUUCGGGAACUGAAAGAUGGACAAAGCCCGUCUCCGUCGCGGUCGCCGACACUAUGUCCGGACUUCCUUAUCGAAACCUAUUUAGACCAUCAGGGAGAGCAAUUCUGCCUGAAAUAUGAUGCCAAUUCCCUCCUUUACAUCUCAAAGGCCAUGGAUCUCUUUGACCUUACCCUCCCUGCUCUUCAAGAGCUCUCAAUGAGCCCCACAACACAAGUUCCGUCAUCACAGUCAACGUCAUCAUCUCGGCAAUCCCCGAUUCAGGCUACUGCAGCGUCUAAAUCGCAUCCCCCACCACUGCAUUACGCACCUCACUUUCCGGAGCUCGCCGCUGGCCUCGGGCCUCUCAAGUCGAUACCUAUGCUGGUACUUGGGGUCCAGAGCGAUAUUCUUUUCCCAGUCGAGCAGCAGCGUGAGCUUGUAGAUGCACUUCGUAUGGCUGGUAACACACAAGUCAGCUACUUUGAGCUUGGUGGGGUCUGGGGGCAUGAUACAUUUUUACUCGACGUAUUGAAUGUUGGAGGGGCGGUAAGAGGGUUCCUAUCCUAACCUCGUCCUCGGGAUAUUUUUUCACUGCAGUCGCCGGUGUUGUCGUAUCGCGCUGUUUAAUCGGUGCAACGUUCGUGAGCUGUGAGGGUACUGCUAAGCAGUUCUAGAGUCCUCAGGGAGUACUUAUGUCAGUCCUACUAGCUGUCUGUCAUUAAUGCCAUGGAAUUCUUCAACUUCUAAUACUCACGGCU
This is a messenger RNA of Suillus clintonianus, 1791 nucleotides long. RefSeq names its product homoserine acetyltransferase. The record is from RefSeq and is a predicted model, not a curated record. Bases 116 to 1600 code for a protein of 494 amino acids. Gene Ontology annotation, molecular function: L-serine O-acetyltransferase activity; homoserine O-acetyltransferase activity. The transcript is spliced from 5 exons. Gene Ontology annotation, biological process: L-homoserine metabolic process. Lineage: Eukaryota; Fungi; Basidiomycota; Agaricomycetes; Boletales; Suillaceae.